AUGUUUUUAAAAUUAUACACCAUGAACUCCAAGGAUUUUCCUGAUUUAUUCGGUUCGAACGGAUUAUUCAAAGAUGAAUUGGAAAACUUUGACACGAAUCUAGAGGAGUUUCGUUCCUUUAAUAAAAAAUCUGAAGAAGUACGAGAAGAGAUGUCAAAGCUUAAAAAUGAAAUAAAAACUUGGAUGCAACGAAGGAGUCAAUUCACAUUAGCUCUCAAGAACAUAAAUGAAGUUUACCCUUCAGAAGUCCCUCCUGAGGACCAAAAAGAUGAUAAAACUUAUCAAGAAAGAUAUAAAAUAGCACAAACAUUUAUUUCCGAAUGGAAGGCUUGUGUAGAUAAAAUACAAGAUUUUCAGAAAACGUGUGAUGAAAUUGACGAGUUUUGGGGGGAGACCAUUCAGAAAAACAAAUAUGACAUGAACAAAACCCUCGAUCAGCUCGCAGGACUGAGUUUAUCAAAUAGUCGUUUUCGUUCUUUGACUUAUAACCUUUUUAAGCGUUUCAUACCGUCCACUAGUCAUAAAAAACGCCGAGGUUGUCUUUUCUCAGCAAGAUUAACCGCCCCAAUGUUUAAAUCAAUUAUUCGGGUGAAAAACCUUUUCAAUGAAAUUCAACUUAACAUGAACGGAUAUAGAGACGACGUUACUGCGACAAAUGAUAAAAUUGGGGAAUAUCGUGAGUCGGUUGAUGGAACCAUACUCCACAUUAAUAGGAUACGAAUGGCCAGGACUCCGGCCUAUAGUAACCAAGCACGACUGUGUUCUAUAUGUAAUAAACCAUACGUGUUUCUUAAAUGGUGUAAAUUUUGUGAUCGUGAACAAUUUCGGCAGCAGUUUUCCAGUUGGGAAAGUGGCAAUCCAGAGUUAGAUGAAGUCAUCCGCGGUUCUCAGCUUUCUAUUAAAUAUCCCAAUGGAUAUAUACUGUGGAUUCCCUAUGAAAGUUUUAUCAAUAUUACAUUUUUGGGCUGUGGUGCUUUUGCAAAAGUUUACAGGGCCGAUUGGGUUGAAGGACUUGGAACCUGGGAUUAUGCUCUCGGUAAGAGAGUUCAAUAUCGAAACACACCUGUAGCUUUGAAGGUACUCAAUAAUUCAAAAAACAUGAGAGAAAAUUUUCUUGAAGAGGUUAUUGCUUAUAUAAAGUCAUCAUCCAGUACCGUGCUUCGCUGUUAUGGUAUUUCAAAAGAUCCCGAGACAAGUGAUUAUAUAAUGGUUUUUCCAUAUGCUCACGGGGGUAAUUUAAGGAAAUAUAUGGAGAAAGAACUAGAUUGGGGUUGGUACAUUGUGAUUUGCAUCCGGGAAACCUUCUUCACUAUCGGAGAACUAUUACAAUAUCUGACCUAG
Molecule: messenger RNA, 1341 nt
Organism: Acaulospora colombiana
Lineage: Eukaryota; Fungi; Glomeromycota; Glomeromycetes; Diversisporales; Acaulosporaceae
Source: the annotation of a GenBank genome assembly